Pectinophora gossypiella (pink bollworm) is the source of this 2599-nucleotide messenger RNA. RefSeq lists its product as uncharacterized. The record is from RefSeq and is a predicted model, not a curated record. Gene Ontology annotation, molecular function: catalytic activity. The transcript has 2 exons. NCBI's taxonomy places the organism in Eukaryota, Metazoa, Arthropoda, Insecta, Lepidoptera, Gelechiidae. The coding region runs from base 651 to 2087 and encodes 478 amino acids.
GAAAUUCGCGUCGAGUAUACCUGAACGAGCACCUGACUAAAGAAAACAGAAUUCUUUUUAGUAAGGCAAGAAAGCUGGGUUCUGAAUUGGGUUUCAAAUAUUCCUGGACAUCCAACGGGAAUAUAUUCAUGCGACGUUCGGAAACCAGCUCUGUCUUACACGUGACUUCGGAUGCUAUCUUAGAAAAGCUUAAAACACACAACACCUCGCCCGAGCGUCGACUGGAAUUAACUUCUUGUUCCUAAUAUCUUUACUCUAAUUGAAUUAUUGAUUGUACACUACGUACUGUUUAAGUUUAAGUUCCUUAAUAACUUCACUUCCAUUGCAGAUCUCAUUGUUUUGUUUAUUUUAAGUUCUAUGCUUUACUUUUUGAUUAUUAAUUACUUUUUAAGUUUUUCUUUGUUUAUACGCACAAUUUACACCCAAAAUCUACACUUAAAAAUAGGUAAAAAUCCUUGUCAAAAACAAUAUUUGGUCUUCACGUUAUCACCACUUUAUCAUUUUUUGAAUUUAUAUAUUACCUCUAGUUUACAACCACUUUUACUCUAUAAUCAUCUUAAUUUUCACAUAUUAUGCUCUUGCAAACUCUGCACACCUCAAACCAUCACAUCUAACUUUUUAAACUUGAUAGAAAUUACUUCUGUUAAAAUAUGGGUAACUUAGACCUAACUACUGACAUUGACUCGAUGCUUGAUAUACAAUGUCACGAAAUAAAUUCGCCGGAAAUAUGCAAGAGCCUAAUUACCAAAAAAUACAACUUUAAAGUAAUCUCUUUGAAUAUUCGUAGUGUUAAAAAGAAUCUUGAUACUUUACUAGUAUACAUACACAGAACCAAUUUAGAAUUCGACAUACUAAUCCUUACAGAAUGUAGACUAAAUGACUCCACAAUUAUCGAUAGUAUACCAGGCUACGACUCACAUUUCACACUGCAUAAUAUCAAUCAAAAUGGAGGAGUAGUAGCUUACACUAAAUCCUCCUGGUGUGCGACAGUGACUGAACCAAGUUUUGAUGAAGCAUGUUGUCUAAUAAUAGAUAUACCUAAUGUUGUAACCAUUUUUGGCAUAUACAGAUCGCCUGCAUUUAGAGACUUCAGCAUUUUCUUGUCCGCAUUAAACGAUAACCUCGAAAUACACAAAAAUAAAAAAAGUGUCAUAUUAGCUGGGGAUAUAAAUAUCAAUACUUUAUCAUCUGAAUCAACCGAAUAUCUUUGCUUACUUGCGGAACAUGGUUUUAUACCAGCAAUAACUAUGCCUACUCGAUUAACAUCAUGUCUGGACCACGGAUUUGUUAAGUCCAAAUUCCCUGCCAUUGGUAUAGUCUGCAACUCUGAUAUUACAGACCACAAAAUAGUCAUUGUAGGACUCACCACAAACGAAAAGCGUAGCAUACAAAGAUCGCGUAUGAUAAUUGACUAUGACGGUGUAGGUGAUGAACUCGCGUCGGUAGACUGGAGUGUGGUUACAGCACUGGAUAACGUCGAUAAAGCUGUGGAAGUGUUAAUGGAAUUAAUAAAGACGGCCAUUGCAAAUAAUUCGAAAGAAAUAAAAAUCAGCCGAUCAAAGUACGUUAUCCAGCCGUGGAUAACUCCAGGUCUGCUUAGAUGCACUCGUCAUCGUGAUCGCCUGCAUGCAAAACUUAAACAGUUUCCAAAUGACGAGAUUCUUGAAAUCACUUACAAACGGUACAGAAACUUCCAUAAUAUGUUACUGCGAAAAUUAAGAAUUGAAUAUGAAAAACAAGAACUUCAGUCCAAUAGCGGCGACCCAAAACUACUCUGGAAGACCAUUAAGAGAAUUUGCAACACCAAUAAAAUAAAAAAUUGUCAAGCUACUGAACUUACAACAAUAGGUGCUAAUACCGUAGAUUCCCUUAACACUUGUAACAAAUUCUUCUCUACCGUUGGUGAAAACUUGGCCAAGAGGAUUAUUCAAGAAAUUGAUGUCACUGAGGACCAACUGGCAAAUAAUGUACCUGAUACCAAUGGACCAAUGGACUCCUUCUUUUUGGAACCCACGGACGAACUAGAGAUCUGUUUAUAUAGCUAUAUGUCAGUCGGUUGCCAGCUAUUGUGUCUCCGUUUGGGGUAGUGCUGCAAAAACUAAGCUCAAGGAUGCAGAGAGAGCACAAAGAUCAGUUCUAAAAGUAAUGCUGAAGAAACCCUACAGAUACCCCACAGACACCUUGUAUAAGGAAGCCAAGGUACUAACAAUUCGACAGUUAUUUAUUCUAAAGACAUGCAUUAUCACCCACAAACACAUAUUAAAUUCUGACACAUAUAAAGAACUGUUAAAAAAACGCACUUUCAGCGUACCUUUGCCGACUGUUAACACGGCUUUCGCGGGUAGAUUUGGAGAGUUUGUGAGAUCUCGCACUUACAAUGCAGUAGCUAAGUCUUGCUGUAUUAUAGACUGCCCUAUUCCGCUAGCAAAGUCCGUGUUAACAGACUGGUUACUCACCCUGGACUAUACCACUACUGAAGACCUCGUAAAAUAAAUUUUCUACAUACCUCUUCCUCAAUUUACAAUUAUACUACACUUUAUUUUGUAAUGCCUAUCUUUGUUUUCUUUUGUUUUUUGUUAUAAUUUUACAUUGUAAGUAA